AAGUCGAAAGUGGCGCUACUAUUGUGGAUAUAAAGCUUUCCAAACAAGCUUUUCUUUAGCAACUGCUAAAGUGUAUGUAAUGCUUGUGCCGUAUAGAAGUCUUUAAUCAAUCAUCUGCCCAUAACUGCAUAACAGUCACAUUCGACAAAAGUAGGCAUUGGAGAAAAUUGAGCUCAAAGUUUGCAACUUGCACUAGUAUGAAAAAGGAUCUAAAUUUCAAAAAUUUGGCAUAAAUUCAAAAUUAAUUACUUUGCAAUGAAAUCUUCUACAGCUCUUCUUGUAUGCUGAGCGAAUAGUUCAAAAAAAUAUUAGAGCAAAAUAUGAUUGAUUGUACGUUAUGAGGCCAGUAUGUAUUCCCAGUGUGACUGUUAUGCGGUUAUAUUCGUUAAUAUUUGUUAAUGAGACAAAACGACUUGGUAUUUUUUUCGCAUUUUGUGGAACAAACUUGUAAAGUUCAUUUGGAUAGAUGAAAAUACUGAUGAUUUGGAGAAGAGCCCCGGUAUUAACUCAAUUUUGACAAAAACUGCAAAUGUUACAAAUAUGCAGUUAUGGGCAGCAUAGCUAAUGCAAUGAAGUCUUACAAAAUGUACAUUUAAGGCAUCAAUGCCGUAUAACAAAGCAGAUAUAAUGUUAAAUUUAUAUGAUUGAAAAACUGAACAUCGUCAGUGUAAAAAUUAAAAAAAAAACUUCGACUAAAAAUAGAUUGCUACAUUUGGACUCACUUUUUAUUUUCUAACCAUGCUUUUCUCCUACUGACCCAGCUUCAUUGAUACUUUGAGAUAUGGUGAUUAGACAAUUUUAUCGUUUUCUAGUAUUUUUCCUGUGUUGGGAUUAGAGACGAACCAGCCAAGGGCUGAAAGUCUCUCUAAUAAAGACAAAUCAAUCAAUCAAUGUGUUGGGAUUCGAACCUAGAAUGCUGACCAUGAUAAACGCCGGAUGCGCUGACCGAGUGUACCACGGAUGCUACGUGUUUCAGCCACGUCAAACACAUAAUAAUAAUCAGUGUAAAUUUAGCUCAUGCCACUCGCCGUCCUCGCCUUUGCGCUUUCUGCAGCUGUCAAAUGUUUUGCUGAAACGUUUUCAUUCCAUCUGCGCCUACGGACUGCUUUGUUGUGUUUAUUUGUGAGAAUCGGAUUCGAUCAGCAAAUCCACAAAAAAAUGCCGCCGAAAGCUAAAUACCCCAAGAAAAAGGCCACGGCUCCAACAAAACAAGAGAAGCUUUCUUCUGACGAAGUUAAAAACAAAGCCGCUGCUGGGCGCCGGAAGACCGGUGGCUCCGAGCCGAAAAAGCAUCUCCAUCCUCUCAAACCACGGAAUGCUGAGGGCAAUGUUGGUGUCCAGUCAAAUGCGGCUAAACUAUUUGCUGCAAUUGUAGCAAAACAGUGCACUGUCGUCAAGACUGCCGUCGAAAGUAAGGAAACCAGAGAAUACGAUUCCGGAUCGGAGCACUCUACGAUCACUUCAGACCCUGCUCCAAACCAACUGAAUGAGUGCAAAGCCAUGCUCCUCAAACCGGAACCUGCGGAUGAUCCAACGGACAUUCUCUCAUCCGUAAGCAGCAGCAACAGCUUGAGUGUGAACAUUCAAUUUGCCGACAUUAUGAAGAAGCUGGAAAGUAUCGAGAACAACGUGCAAGAAAUGGGGAAGCAUCAGGCGAAGUGUUUGAUUCUUGGUGCCCAAGCAAAUGCGAACAUUGACUACCUUUUGUUCGAGAAGGCAAAGCAGCCAACAGUGAAUGUAGCAGGUAAACCGCAGGAGUCGCUACUAGUCCCGGUUAACAGUUUGACCGACUUGGAGAAUGCUGAAAAGCGAUGUGAGGACGACAGUUACGUCGAAAGUGUUAAUCGUGAAAUGGGACAAAUGCAUGGCAAAAAUCGAUUUAAAACCCGAUGCGGGACUGUCUGUCUCCAGAUAAUUGAUCACUUUGUCGAUCUCAGCUUCUUCCGUCAGUGUUCGUGGACCGGGAUUAGCAAAACUUUUGACGAGAAUCAAAAACUGGUGAAGAAAAUUGCUUUCUCGAAGUACGAAAAGUUCAUCAAUCUGUUUUACAGAGUUAUCUGUAAUGCAGAUGAGGACUCCACCAAGGAAGAAUGCAAUAAGUUCUUCAAACAGUGUCUGAGGAAUUCUAAGUAACGUGUUGGUGAGCAGAUGCUAAGAUUGCCGGCUGCCAGAAAUAGGACAAAAAGGAUUCCCGUUGAUUCAAACGACUACGCCGAAGAUGAAGAUGACACCGAAGAUAGACAGGCAGAAGGAUCUAACAUCGAGUACAUCGAGGAAAUCGUCGAACACGAUCAUGAUCCAAACAGACAUGUUGAUGAUUCAAACGACAUGAUUGUUGAUGAGAUCGUUUUUACUGCAGAUAUUUGAAACGUUUUAUUUUGUUCUUCAAAA
This is a messenger RNA of Aedes albopictus (Asian tiger mosquito), 2391 nucleotides long. RefSeq lists its product as uncharacterized. The transcript is spliced from 2 exons. Lineage: Eukaryota; Metazoa; Arthropoda; Insecta; Diptera; Culicidae. The coding region runs from base 1018 to 2133 and encodes 371 amino acids. The record is from RefSeq and is a predicted model, not a curated record.